CACCAACAAAUACAAAUAAUAAAAUAUUACACGGAUGAACAGUACAAAAAUAUACUGAGCUCACCCAUUCCAUAUUUCCAUGUACCUAUAAUACAAACACACUUGUCCAUGUAAACCCACAAUUCUCCCCAUCAGCUCCAUCUCCUCUCAUUCUUCACUCUCACAACACACACCAAAAUGGACACCCAAGUCUCCCCUGACCUAGACAUAAACCACCUCCGCGCCAUCAAAGUCCUCGGAAAAGGCGCCACGGGGACCGUCUUCCUCGUCCACCACCGCAUCUCCGACCCCUCCGCCGCCUCUCCCUUCGCUCUCAAAGUCGUUGAAAAAUCCCCUCUCCUCGACGCCAAAGUCGACACUGACCGCCGUGCGCGGUGGGAGCUCUCCCUGCUCCGCCGCCUCAACAACUCUCCCGCCACCACAUCUCACCCUUUCCUCCCCACCCUCCUCGGCUCCUUUGAAACGAACGACCUCAUUGGGUGGGCCAUCCCGUUUUGUCCCGGCGGCGACCUAAAUGUACUUCGCUACAACCAAAGCGACCAUAUUUUCUCUCCCGCGGUGAUCAGAUUCUACGUGGCGGAGAUAAUUUGUGCCCUAGAAAAGCUCCAUGCAUUAGGCAUUGUGUACCGUGACUUAAAGCCGGAGAAUAUCCUCAUCCAACAAUCCGGUCACUUAACCCUAACUGACUUCGACCUCUCGCGUACGCUCGUCAAGCCCACGCGCCACCACGACGUGGUUUACGAGCCCGAGCCGUUGAAGCAAAAGACAUCGAAGAAGACGAAGAAUGCGCGAGUUGCACCCGAUAGUAGACGGAAGUCUAGUGUAACAUCUAACGGUGAACGCGCCAACUCGUUCGUCGGAACGGAGGAGUAUAUUUCGCCGGAGGUGGUGCGUGGAGAGGGUCACGAAUUCGCGGUGGACUGGUGGGCGCUGGGAAUUCUCGCUUUCGAAAUGCUGCACGGAACGACGCCGUUUCGCGGGAAAAAUAAGAAGGAUACGUUCAGGAGAAUCGUGAUGAUGCCACCGGAAUUCAUUGGAAGACCAUCUACAUUGACGGACUUGAUCGGGAAGUUGCUCGAGAAAGACCCCACGCGCCGGCUAGGGUACAGGAGAGGCGCGUGUGAGAUCAAGGAGCACCCGUUUUUUCACGGCUUACGGUGGGAUUUAUUAACAGAACUUUCACGGCCGCCGUUUCUUCCGUCAAGGGAGUUGCAUGAGAUGAAGCAAAGCAAGAGUGUAGAUAUAAGGGAGUAUUUUGAGAAACUGAGGAUGCCGCCGUUAUCGUUAGAUUCUCCGGCUAGGGAAGAAUGUUUGUAUAACGUUUCGUUAACGGAGUUCUGACUCACGUGUAAGAAUAGAUAAAGUUUUGUCGUGUAUGUAUAGAAUAACUGUAGAACGGUGAAAGAUGUUGUUAGUUAAGAACAGGGGUUUGUUGUGAUUAACAAAAAUAAUGUACUCGCCGGGCGGCGCGUGGUGUAAAGAUGCAUGGUCGUGAUGGGAAAUUAAUAAAGGGAUGCUUGGAUUGAGGGAUGAAAUUUGGGCUUUGGUGAUUAAAAUUGUUGUUUAGAUCGACAGGAUUAUCAAUAUUUUAAUGAGAUUCAUGAUGAUCAAUCCAAUAUUUUUUCUUGCCUUGCUU
Messenger RNA from Daucus carota subsp. sativus, 1636 nucleotides. RefSeq names its product serine/threonine-protein kinase UCN. Lineage: Eukaryota; Viridiplantae; Streptophyta; Magnoliopsida; Apiales; Apiaceae. Bases 178 to 1341 code for a protein of 387 amino acids. The record is from RefSeq and is a predicted model, not a curated record. The transcript has a single exon. Gene Ontology annotation, molecular function: protein serine/threonine kinase activity; ATP binding. Gene Ontology annotation, biological process: protein phosphorylation. Gene Ontology annotation, cellular component: cytoplasm; nucleus; plasma membrane.